This is a messenger RNA of Metarhizium album ARSEF 1941, 1770 nucleotides long. Its product is annotated as spermine/spermidine synthase. Bases 1 to 1770 code for a protein of 589 amino acids. The transcript has 3 exons. Gene Ontology annotation, biological process: polyamine biosynthetic process. The record is from RefSeq and is a predicted model, not a curated record. NCBI's taxonomy places the organism in Eukaryota, Fungi, Ascomycota, Sordariomycetes, Hypocreales, Clavicipitaceae.
AUGGCGAGCAAACCCGCACCAAGGGCGGCAUCUACUACUAGACCUGGUGCGUGCUCUCGAGGCAAGCCGGCGGGCUUCACGCCCGAGAGGUUUGAAAGGGAGCUUCAGGACUUGGCUGACAGGGCUCGGAGUGACACGUUCAGCAAUCGCCUCCUGGGCCAGCUCAACGUUUAUCUUCGCAUUGUGCUGCCUCUGGCCCUCCUUGGACUCUACUCCAACGUCUCUCAGCUCAACCUCUCGCCAGUCUACGGCUCCAUUCCCUCGUCAAUUUGGCACGCAAAGCUCGUCAUGGGGGGAUGCUUCCUGGGAUGGGCAGGCAACACGUUCCUCCGCGACUCAUUCUCCAUCACUCCCGCCAACGCCCUUCCCCUGGUCGCCGUCUGCAUUCCCGGGUUGCAGCAUUUCCUGGCUAGCUUCAGCCAGACAUUGGGCCCGAAAUGGGGUCCUGUGCUCACAGAGAGCCUUACGCUGUUACCGCUGGCGGUGUUCACAUCCGCCUCAAUAGCUGAUUCCUGGGAGGGGGCACGGCUGGGCAUGUUGCCAGGCUUUGUGGCUGACGCUGGCCCUGGCAUAGGCUCCUGGGCAUUGUUCAAGUUGUUCGAAAACCAAAUCGGCCUGCAUUUGCCCCGGAUCAUUGGCAGGCUCCUCGUGUUCACUAGGCUGGGCUUGGAGCUCGUCCUUGGGUUUGCGUACAUGGUCUUGGCGCCUUCCAAGUAUCUCAUUUACGCGGCGUUCCCAUGUCUUCACAGUCUCUUCCUGAACCCCCAUCUCCAGUCUCAAGCCGCCAGUCAGAGUCUGGCGAGCUCUUUGAUGACUGACAACUGGCUGUUGAUCGAAAGGCGCGAGUCGGUGACUGGCUACAUAUCAGUCCUACAGAGCAUACAGCAGGGCUUCAGGGUCAUGCGUUGUGAUCACAGUCUGCUGGGAGGCGAGUGGAUCAGUCAUGGCGGGGGAUUGGUAUCAGAGCCGGUCUAUGGCGUGUUCGCCAUGUUGGAGGCUGUUAGAUUGGUCGACUCGGCACCGCCCGUGGACGACAAGGACGCCCAAGCACUGGUGAUCGGACUCGGCGCGGGAACGACGCCUUCUGCACUUGUCUCUCAUGGCAUCAACACAACCGUCGUAGAAUUGGAUCCGGUUGUGUACGAGUUUGCGUCAAAGUACUUUGGCUUGAAGGAAAACAACCCGCCCAUCUUGCAGGACGCCGUCAGCUACACGGCCGAGCUGGCCAAGACGGCACCUUCGACAUAUGACUACAUCGUUCACGACGUGUUCACCGGAGGGGCCGAGCCCAUUGACCUCUUCACCCUCGAGUUCUUCCAGGGCCUGCACGCACUGCUAAAGCCCCAAGGCGUCACUGCCAUUAACUACGCAGGCGAUUUGACCCUUCCAUCGUCCAAAGUGAUCUACCGCACCAUCAAGCAAGUCUUCCCAACUUGUCGCAUCUUCCGCGAAAUGCCGCCAGACAUGGAGGCCGUGAAAACCACGGGCUUGGAUUUCACCAACAUGGUCAUCUUCUGCAAAAAGACGGACGACAGCCCGCUUAGCUUCCGACGCCCCACGGCCAAGGACUUCUUGCAGAGCCCAGCUAGAGAAGAGUUUCUGCCGUUGCCAAACGAGAUUCCUGAGACGGACAUGCUGUUAGGGGAGGACGAGGGCAUCCUGACAAGGAAUGAAACGUCAAAGCUGGCCAAGUGGCAUGAGACGAGCGCCAUCGGACACUGGUCGUUGAUGAGGCUUGCUAUUCCUGCCAUGGUAUGGGAGAGAUGGUGA